AUGUCGCUGGACGUCAUGGAGAGCAGCACGCUUUCCGAAGAUCAGAUUGAUCAGUUGUUGCAGGAAGCAGAAGCCAGACUUCGAUCGAAGACCGGAACGAGUGUGGCAACUCACUCUCAAGACGAGCUCACUCUCUCCCUCAACGAAGACAAGCCCGAGUUCGCGAAGCGCCAGCCCAUCCCAAGCCUACAACAUGGGCUUGACAAGACCUCCUACAUCCAGGACCACGGAGGUGUUGCUCAGAUUAGGCCCGAGCUCUUAGCUUCGACAGAUCAACAGAAAUUGGCAGAUCAGCUGCGGCCCGUCGAUAUCAAGGGCAAGUCCAAGAAAGAGGAUGGCCCCGUCGAUGCUGGCAAAGAGUGGUUCAAUAUGCCUCUAACCACUGUGACGCCAGCUCUCAAACGCGACCUCCAGCUCAUUCAAAUGCGCUCUGUGCUUGAUCCCCACCGACACUACAAGAAAAUGAACUCAAAGAAGCCCAAGAUUCCACAGUUCUCGCAGACCGGUACCAUUGUUGAAGGCCCUACCGAGUUCUACUCCUCCCGCAUCAACAAGAAGGACCGCGCAAAGAACUUUGUCGAGGAGGCUAUGGCCACAGAGCGGGACUCUGGUCGUUUCAAGAGGAAGUAUGCGGAGAUCCAAGCGGUCAAGACAAGUGGGAAGAAAGCUCACUACAAGAAGCUGAUGGCAAAACGGAAGAAGAGCUGA
Cyphellophora europaea CBS 101466 is the source of this 708-nucleotide messenger RNA. RefSeq lists its product as uncharacterized. NCBI's taxonomy places the organism in Eukaryota, Fungi, Ascomycota, Eurotiomycetes, Chaetothyriales, Cyphellophoraceae. Bases 1 to 708 code for a protein of 235 amino acids. The transcript is spliced from 2 exons. Gene Ontology annotation, biological process: RNA processing. Gene Ontology annotation, cellular component: nucleolus. The record is from RefSeq and is a predicted model, not a curated record. Gene Ontology annotation, molecular function: RNA binding.